Molecule: messenger RNA, 1078 nt
Organism: Capsicum annuum
Lineage: Eukaryota; Viridiplantae; Streptophyta; Magnoliopsida; Solanales; Solanaceae
Product: HVA22-like protein k
Exons: 8
Coding region: 252-815 (187 amino acids)
Source: RefSeq, a predicted model, not a curated record
AAACAAACAACCUAACAAGUUCAUGAUCCCCCCUACGUAAUUCAAUAACUCCUUAUUAAUAGAUCAAUAAAUUAAUUUUGUAGUUGAGUUAUCAGUUGCUAUUUGUUUUGAACGCGCCUAAUUGAUACUAAUUGGAACGGCGACCGCAAAAACCUCCUUUACUUUUCCCCAAUUCCUUUACUGAGCAAGUGAUAACUGUGCAGCAUUCAUCGAAUUCUUUCCAACUACAAAGAUUCACUUCUAUUAUCUUCAUGGAUCCCGAGGUUGGAUUGAGGCUACUCUUUUCUCCAUUGGUUUCUAAUAUUGUUGUGCGGACAGCAUGUUGUUCUGUGGGGGUUGUUUUACCUGUUUAUUCCACAUUUAAGGCAAUUGAGGGAAGAGAUGAAAAUGAGCAGAAAAAGUGGCUACUAUAUUGGGCAGCUUAUGGGUCUUUCAGUGUUGUUGAGUUGUGCACUGAUAAGUUUCUCCACUGGUUUCCACUGUAUUACCACAUGAAGUUUGCAUUUCUUGUUUGGCUUCAGCUCCCUACUACUGAUGGGGCGAGGCAAAUGUAUAUGACUCAUCUCCGUCCUGUCCUAUUGAAGCAUCAGGCCAGGCUGGACCAAGUAGUUGGAUUUUUUUAUGGUCAAACGUCCAAGUUUGUUAGCAUGCAUCAAGCUGAAAUCCAGUUCGUGAGGGCACUUCUGAUGAAGACUUUUGUAUCAGCGAACCAGUUUGCUAUGGGUUUUAUUCACCCUCAGCGAGGGCAUGUGAGUGGUGCAAUUGAAGGACGAAGACAGCAAUUUGACACUUCUGAUUCUGGAGAUGAAGAUUGAUGCUUAAUUAGGAACACUUCAUCAUUGCAAUGGUUUUCUUAGAUAAUAGAUCUAUUCUGCAUAACGAGUCUCACAGUAUUCAUUUUUAGGUCUCUUACAAGUUCCCAAAUUGAUUUUCUAGUGGUUUGUACAUAGUUGCUCUCCUUCGCUGAAGAGACAUUCUCUUAGUUGUUCAAAUGCAGUUAAGAUCUUUUCGCUCUUCAUUCUCUAGGUUGAAAUAAUUACUACUAAAUAGUAUACUAGCAAAAGGGCAUAUAUGUUUC